This is a messenger RNA of Trichoplax adhaerens, 2544 nucleotides long. RefSeq lists its product as uncharacterized. Gene Ontology annotation, biological process: N-terminal peptidyl-methionine acetylation. NCBI's taxonomy places the organism in Eukaryota, Metazoa, Placozoa, Uniplacotomia, Trichoplacea, Trichoplacidae. The record is from RefSeq and is a predicted model, not a curated record. Gene Ontology annotation, cellular component: NatA complex; cytoplasm. Bases 1 to 2544 code for a protein of 847 amino acids. Gene Ontology annotation, molecular function: protein-N-terminal amino-acid acetyltransferase activity; protein binding. The transcript has 23 exons.
AUGCCAUCACAAUUGCCACCCAAAGAAAAUAAUCUCUUCAAGCGUGUAGUAAAAUGUUAUGAGCAAAAGCAGUAUAAGAAUGGCUUGAAAUUUGCCAAGCAGAUCUUGUCUACCCCCAAGUAUGCCGAUCAUGGAGAAACUUUGGCUAUGAAAGGCUUAAUUCUAAAUUGCCUUGGCAAAAAAGAGGAAGCAUUCGAUUUAGUUAGGAGAGGUCUACGCAAUGAUUUAAAAAGUCAAGUCUGCUGGCAUGUGUUUGGCUUAUUGCAAAGAUCUGAAAAGAAAUAUGAUGAAGCGAUUAAAUGUUACAGAAAUGCUUUAAAAUGGGAUAAGGAUAAUCUACAGAUCUUACGCGAUUUGUCUUUACUACAAAUUCAAAUGAGAGAUCUAGAAGGCUAUCGGGACACUAGAUAUCAAUUGCUAAAGUUACGCCCUGGUCAAAGAGCUUCCUGGAUUGGUUAUUCAAUGGCAUGUCAUUUACUGGAGGAUUUUGAUACAGCCUUAGCGGUUCUGGAAGAAUACAGGAAAACGCAGGAAGUCAAAUCAUACGAUUAUGAAUUUAGCGAGUUUCUACUGUAUCAGAAUUCGGUUUAUAGAGAAGCUGGAAGAAACAAAGACUGUCUCGAACAUUUGGAAAAGUAUGAAAAACAGAUUUGUGAUCAAGUCAGUAUUAUGGAAGUAAAAGCGAUAGUCUCGUACAAUCUAGGAUUAAAGGACAAAGCAGAAAAGUAUUAUCGGCAAUUAAUUGAUAGAAAUCCAAGCAAUAAUGAUUACUAUACUGGACUCGUUAAAGUCCUUGAAUUGUCCACUGAUGAAAUGAUGGCAAAUCUGUACUCAGAAUUUGUUGAAAAAUACAAAUACUCUCAUGCCCCCAAACUACUUAGACUGCAAGUUACAUCAGGUGAUACAUUCAAACGGUAUGUAGGUGAUUAUAUAAAGCACGCUUUACGUCGAGGUUCUCCACCCCUAUUUUUGAAUAUUAGACCAUUACUCAAAGACAAAACAAAGGCCAAAAUAAUAGAAGAAUUAGUGCUUGACUACAGUCACAAUUUGAAGAAUCAUAGCAAAUUAUUAACCGAUGACGAAAAUAAAGAACCACCCACAACCUACCUAUGGACGCUCUUCUUUCUUGCUCAAUAUUAUGAUCAUUUUAGAAAAUUGGAUGUUGCGAUGAAGUAUGUUGAGGAAGUUCUAGAUCAUACUCCAACACUUAUUGAAGGAUACACAUUACAAGCAAAAAUCUAUAAACAUGCCGAUAAUUUACAAUUAGCAGCUAAAUUAAUGGAUGAAGCUCGUUCCCUUGAUACUGCUGAUCGAUAUAUAAAUUCUAAAUCCGCAAAGUAUCAACUAAAGAUUGAUAAUAUCGAGAAAGCUGAAGAAACUUGCGCAAUGUUUACCAGGGAAGGUGUCUCGGCUAUCGAAAAUCUUAAUGAAAUGCAAUGCAUGUGGUUUCAAACUGAAUGUGCUGCUAGUUUCUUAAGACAAGGAAAGAUUGGUGAAGCAUUAAAGAAAUGUCAUGAAAUCGACAAGCAUUUUACAGAUAUUAUCGAAGAUCAGUUUGACUUUCAUACGUAUUGUAUGCGUAAAAUGACGUUAAAGGCUUAUAUCAGUAUGUUAAGGAUGGAAGAUAUAUUACGUAGCCAUCCGUUUUAUUUUAAAUGUGCAGUGUUGGCAAUUCAGGCCUAUGUAAGUCUGCACGAUAACCCAAUUACGGAAACUGAAGAAGAUACCGAAGUUAAUUCUGACGGUCUGACGGCCAAAGAGUUAAAAAAAUUAAAAAGUAAGCAAAGAAGAGCGAAGAAAAAAGCCGAGUUAAAAGAAGAGAAGAAAGCUGACAGCAAAGACACCAAUGAUAAAAAGAAAGCAGACGACAACGCCGAACCUAAAUUAGACCCAAAGAAAUUGGUUCAGAUACCAGACCCCCUAGAUCAAGCGAUCAAAUUCUUACGUCCUCUUCAAGAUUGGAGUGCUGAAACAAUAGAUACUCACCUGUAUGCAUUUGAUAUUUACUACAGGAAAGGAAAAUACUUAUUGAUGCUACAAUCAUUGAAAAGAGCACGUAAUAUUGAUUCGCAAAAUCCUCAGUUGCAUAUAAAUAUUGUCAAAUUUGCUUUAGCUGUUAAAGCGAAAGCAGACUUAAACAAAGCUGUAUCUCAAGUUGUUGAAACGGAAUUGGAAGUGUUAUUAGAAGGAAUGAAAUUACAAGAAUUUAACGAUAAUUUUAUAGAAAGAAACAAGAAUUCGAUUGCACAUCAAAGUGCAGGAGCUGAAGCGCUAAAUAUUUUAAAUCCCUCAGCCUCUGAUCGGGUCCUUCAAUUGUGCUGUAAUCUAUCUUAUGAUCAUAUAGAAACAGAAUUACCGGUGUGUGCGAAGGUGUACAAAAAUUUACAAAAAGACACCUUCGGUAAAGUACCUGAAAGCGUCAUUGAAACCUAUAGAAAAAGUUGCAGCCAGUUAUUUCCUUUAGCUGCCGUAUUUCAAGAUAAUCAAACAGCAUCAGAGACAAACGAAGUUGUUUCAUCUUUAAGUGAACUGUCUGUAAAAUAA